UUUAUAAGGGUGUGAAAACCUCUCCCUAGCAUACUCGUUUUAAAAGCUUUGAGGGAAAGCCAAAAAGGAAAAACCCAUAGAAGAUGAUAUCGGCUAGCGAUGGACUUGAUUGUUACAACCUAGGUCAGGUCAUCUAUCUUUUUUGCCUUCGUGAUGCUGGUUUGGAUGGUGUUUGUUUGGGGACCUUAGUGCAACAACAAAGGGCCGAUAUUUUUGACUUCAUCAAAAGAGUGCAAUCAAGCACAUGUUAUUAUGUCAUUAAAAAAUUUCUAAUUACCGAGGAAGAAUCAGAAGAACAAUACAGAUCACAGGGAUCUGAAUUCCACUCCACUGCUGUACGGGAUCCAUACUUAAAAACAAUGUCUUCUUUGGAAAUUUAUGAAGAAUCCAAUCCAGAAUGUUACUGUGGAGUGCCUGCAAAACUGACAAUGUCCAAACAGGAUGUCUCAUAUAAGCAUAUACAGACUUAAGGAACUCAGUACUUAGUUUACCUCGACUCCUUUAUAUUUAUGUCCUGAACACUGGCCGUAAUGUGGUUUCUUUCAUUGGGCUAACGAACCCGAGCCAUCUGAUGAUCGACUCGUCAAUGAACUAAACUUGAUCCGCAAUGUGUGUAUUCGUCUACAAGAAAGAUUUGACGAAAUCAAAGAGGAACGCACCAAUGAGACAGCAGAAUGGGAAA
Molecule: messenger RNA, 682 nt
Organism: Cucurbita moschata (crookneck pumpkin)
Lineage: Eukaryota; Viridiplantae; Streptophyta; Magnoliopsida; Cucurbitales; Cucurbitaceae
Exons: 2
Coding region: 84-470 (128 amino acids)
Source: RefSeq, a predicted model, not a curated record